Messenger RNA from Eutrema salsugineum, 2283 nucleotides. RefSeq lists its product as uncharacterized. The coding region runs from base 395 to 1885 and encodes 496 amino acids. The record is from RefSeq and is a predicted model, not a curated record. NCBI's taxonomy places the organism in Eukaryota, Viridiplantae, Streptophyta, Magnoliopsida, Brassicales, Brassicaceae. The transcript has 2 exons.
ACAAAGAGGUUUUCUUUGCCUUUAAUUUUUUUUUUUCUCUCAAGAAUUUAUCUGCUGCCAAAAAAGUUCCCAGAUCCAAUUACAAGUUUCUCAACUCCCAAAUUCAAAUUGAACAAACAAAAUCUGAAUACGAAAUCGACCUAUAAAACCCAAUCCGAGAGUUUAUUUUGUUGGCUUUGUUUGAUUGAUCUGUCUGUUUUUUUUUUCCUUUGAUCUGUGGUUUGUAGUUUUUGGGGAUUCCACUCCUAAGCACUCAGAUUGAUCUCUCGUUCAUUGAUCCAUCUGCUGAUUCGCUUCGACUUUUCAUCUGAGAUCCCUGAAUUUGCUAAAUUAGGGUUUUAUUUGUUUCUUCCCUUUUUAAUUCGAUUCCAUUUCCGUUAGUGUGUAUUGUUAGAUGAACGACCAAUCUAAGCUGAUGAAUCCGCCACCUCCACCGCAGAUGAUAGGCCAGCCUCCGCCGCCGCAGAGGAUGAAUCCGCCGCCGCCGUCGAAGGUAAUGAACCCGGUUCAGACUCGGCUUAUGAACCAGACUCCGCUAUUAGGCCAAUCUCAAGGCUUAAACCAUCCGAUUAUGGGCGGUAUGAACCAGCAGCAACAGGUUAUGAUGAACAACCAGCCUAUGAUGAUGAAUCCCCGGAACUUUAACCUGAACCCUAGCUUGAGCUCCGAGUAUCAGAACCAGCCUAAUAACUUUGGAUCGAAGCAUUCGAAAAUGGUCAGGAACAAUUGGAAAGGAAAGAAGAUUACAAACGACAAGAGGCCAAUGAUGGAGCCUAACAGGAGGAUGCACAACUCUGGUAUUCCGAUGUAUAACCCGCAGCAAAUACCUGGCUCUGGAGCUAUUCAGGUCGGUCCUGGUGGUGCAGGUGGUUACAAGCCACCGGCGUUGAACGAGCUGCAGUCUCAGAACAGGUUAAAAACCAGGAAGUUUUACCCGAAGAAGAAGUAUGGUAACAGAUACGUUCCUUAUGCUCCGAGGAACACGACUUCGUUUAUUAUCCGGGCAAAGAAAUCCGGUGGAAUUGCUGAGCUGGUUUCUCCAUGCCCUGUGACACCAGCGGUGCUGCCAACUCCGAUGUUUUCUCCGUCCAGAGAGGUGUUGGGUGAUAUGGCGAAGGAAGAAUGGGGAGUGGAUGGCUAUGGCUCCAUGAAAGGGCUGAUUAGGCUGCGAUCUGAUGGGCAUGAGUUGGAACCUUAUGAUGAGGAUGAUGACGACGAAGGAGGGUCGAGUGAGAGUGAUGUGGAGGAGCAUGUUGAGGUUGAGAGGAGGCUAGACCAUGAUUUGAGCCGGUUUGAGAUGAUAUAUCCGAAUUACGGUGGUUCUGAGUAUAACAAUGUUUUGGAAAACAGAGUGGAUGAUCAGGAUAGCCAUAUUGCUCAACUGGAGGAAGAGAACUUAACCUUGAAGGAAAGGCUGUUCUUGAUGGAGAGGGAGUUAGGUGACUUGAGGAGAAGGUUACAGUAUCUCGAGAGGCGGAAUAUGGUUGCUGAAGAUGCUAAUGAGGAGGUUGUGGAGAAUGAGUCUGAAAGUGAUGGCGAUGAUACAGGGGGAUCCGAUGCACGUACUAGUGGUGACACGAAGGAGAACCAUGUAGCUGCAGAAGACAUUUGUAUGCAGGAUGUUGGAGGGAAGGAUGAAACUAAAGAAGUCAACGAGAACAAGAGCAACGUGGAUGAAGCUAAAGAGAACAAAGAUACAGUUGGUGUGGGAAGUUCUGGGGAACAUAGACCUGAAGGUAAGGAAAAAGCUGAAGAGGAUUGUAGGGAAGUUUCAGGUGAACAAUGCGAGGAAGCCAGUCAGAGUAAGGAAGAUGAAAUGGCAAUUGAGAAGCUUGAAGAUGCAUCGGAGAAUGAUUUGGCUAGGGAACAAGGAACAGCCAUAUGAUAUACUUGGACAAAGGAGGGAAGCGGAUUCAAAAGCACGGGAACCCAUGAUCAUUACCGGUGAUGGGAGAAGUGGUGAUGCAAAGUUGAUGCAUUACCAUUUUCCCUUUUAAUAAUUUGCAGAGAGCUGAGCUUGAAGAGAACCUCUGAGUUGCUUCCGGCCGAAUUGCAGGCAGAAUGACUGUUGUCCAUAGAACUAUGAUCAAGAUUUGUUUUACUUUUUUCCUCUCUCUUGUCUCUCUUAUUGGGUUUGUGUCUGAGAAAACAGUGACGCCAACCAAGUUGGGCCCAUAUGGGUCCGUGUGAUAAGCUAUUUUUUUUUUGUCGACGUGAUAAGCUAUUUAAUGUCCAUAAUACCAACCGAACACCUAUUUUUGCUAUAGAAGAGACCUUUUGACU